Paramecium octaurelia is the source of this 1780-nucleotide messenger RNA. Lineage: Eukaryota; Ciliophora; Oligohymenophorea; Peniculida; Parameciidae. The record is from the annotation of a GenBank genome assembly.
AUGAUUGAUAAUCCGUUUGAAUUUGAAAGGGAUCCCAAGAAGUUUACGAAUUCUUUGGAACACAAUAGAAAAGAAAUCGAUGAGGAGGAUGAUUAAUAAUAGUAGACAAGAUUAACUUAACUUUAUAUGGGUAAAUCUGCAGGUAGAUAUGGAUUGUUGAGAAAAUUAGAGGAGUAGAGUAAAUUGAUUUUAUUUAGAUUAAGCUGAAAAAUUAGCAGUGGAUAGAGAUCUUGUAUUCUCUUAGGAUUUGAAAUCUAAAAGUUACAAUUUGAAACCAGAUCCAAUUUCAUGUCAUUUGAAACAAUUUAAUCCAAGAAUGCUUGAAAAAAAUUACUAAGAUUCCCUCUAGAAAGGUUAUAAAAUAAGGAGCAUAUUGAAUGAAAAAAAAGAAACUCUUUAGGAUUUUGUUGAAAAGAAAAGAGAAAUUUGUUUAACAAAUCUAAAUAUUAUAACAAAAAAAGAGGAAACCAACAGACUUGAGGAUUUUAUUAAAAAUGAGCAGGAGUCUCUGCAAGCGAGAAAACUAUAUUUUAAAAACGAUUGCGAAUUAGUCAAAAGGUUUAUGAGUGAAGUUAAAUCUUAAGCUGAUUAAGCUGCAAUUUUAGCUGAUAAGGAAAUGAGGAGGAAGGAGGAAGUCAAGGUGGAAGUUGCAAGAAUAUUAGCCUAAAUUGAUAGAUUGAAAUUAUAGAAAAGCAAGCUUUAAGAUGAAUAUGAUAAAUUAGAUAAAUACAGAUAAUUCUUAGAAAAAAUCAAAGUAAUCUUGAUACUUUACAUUAUUUUAGUAACAUUAUAAAACCAAAUUUUCAGAGAUAGAGAAAGAUAUCGUCAUGCCCUAAUCUCUAUCAAAUUAUAAAAAGACUUUGUUCUUAACGGGAGUUAACGUUGUAGAAUCUGAAUCAAGAUCAAAGGAAUAAUUGGAGUAAUUGCAAUUUGAAUAUAAGCAAAAUAAAAUGGCAGAUAUUGUGAUAGAGAUUUUGGAUGCAAUUGAAGAGGGGAAUCUACGAAAUAUGCAGAAUCAAAGAGAUGCUGAGGAAGAAAUGGAAUAAAGAAAGAGAGAGGUUGAACAUUCGAGGGAGAUCUUUCUAAUUCAUUAAAAGGAAAAUGAAUAACGAUUAAAAUAAUUGGAGAAACAAUAUAUAAUGCAUGAAUAAUAUCAAUAGGAAUUAAAAAAAUAAGAAAAAGUUGAUUAAAACAAAUUGGAAUUUGCAGAAGGUGAAAAUCUGGACAUGGAUCAAAUAGGAAAACGAAUAAUAGAAAUCUAUACUGAUGUCUCUAAAAAAGAGCAAGACCCUUUAAUCAAGAAAUUAGGCACUGAUUCUAAGUUACUAAAAUCUACUUUAUAUGUAAUUGAUAUUUAAUAUUAUUUUUGCUUAGUCACUCGAAAGAAUAGUCUUAGAACUAUCAGAUUACAAAUUACAAUUUCUAAUGAAAUCUAAAUAAGAUUAUCUAGAUGCAGAGAAGAAAAUUAAUCAAAAAAAGAAGUAUAUUAUUUAAAGUGAAUCUUAGAGAAUAAAGAUAAACAAAUUAGAAAGAUGAGGAGAAGAAGAAGUAAAUAAUUGAGAGAAGAAGAAAGAAGGAAGAACAGAUGGCUAACUUCUAUAGGGGAAGAAAGGAUAUGCGAAGAAAUUAUCCAGCUGAAAAAGUAAUUGUGGAAUAGGUUGUAGAAGACAACGAUGAAAACGACGACGAAAAAUAUUUGUAAGAGAAUUAUGAACUCGUCUAUGUACCCUCAUAAAAAACUGAUAAUAUUUCAUCAUCAUAAUAAGUAUAAUAAUAAUGA